Messenger RNA from Gamsiella multidivaricata, 216 nucleotides. RefSeq lists its product as uncharacterized. Gene Ontology annotation, cellular component: oligosaccharyltransferase complex. Bases 1 to 216 code for a protein of 71 amino acids. The record is from RefSeq and is a predicted model, not a curated record. The transcript has 4 exons. NCBI's taxonomy places the organism in Eukaryota, Fungi, Mortierellomycota, Mortierellomycetes, Mortierellales, Mortierellaceae.
AUGAAGGUAAAAAGCGAUGCCAGCGUCCAUUUGGGCUUUGCGAGGUUCAAGAUUCAGUCGCGGCAGAAGAGCAUGCGACUCUUGAGAUCCGUUGGAAUGAUUGACGAUAACCAGUUGACAGCUCUUGUCAAUGGACUCUGCUGUGCCGCCAUGUUCCUUAUUGUCGUCUACCAUUUUGUCGCCGUCAACGCCAAGCCUGCGAUCCAGCAGAAGUAA